Messenger RNA from Camelus dromedarius (Arabian camel), 3936 nucleotides. RefSeq names its product zinc finger protein 746 (gene ZNF746). NCBI's taxonomy places the organism in Eukaryota, Metazoa, Chordata, Mammalia, Artiodactyla, Camelidae. The transcript is spliced from 7 exons. Bases 164 to 2083 code for a protein of 639 amino acids. Gene Ontology annotation, biological process: regulation of DNA-templated transcription. Gene Ontology annotation, molecular function: DNA-binding transcription repressor activity, RNA polymerase II-specific. The record is from RefSeq and is a predicted model, not a curated record.
GGCCGGCCAGCGAGGAGCGCGGCGACGCGGGCGGGGAAGGCAGGGCCGGGCGGGCGCCGCCUGCGGAGAGGCCGGGGGCCGGCGUGCGUGGGGCCGCGCGCGGCAGCGGCGGCGGCGGCGGCGGCGGCGACUUCCUCCGGGCCGGGCCGGACAGCGCAGGGCCAUGGCCGAGGCGGCCGCGGCUCCGAUUUCUCCAUGGACAAUGGCAGCUACAAUUCAGGCCAUGGAGAGGAAGAUCGAAUCGCAGGCUGCCCGCUUGCUUUCCCUAGAAGGUCGAACCGGGAUGGCCGAGAAGAAGCUGGCCGACUGCGAGAAGACGGCUGUGGAGUUCGGGAACCAGCUGGAGGGCAAGUGGGCCGUGCUGGGCACCCUGCUGCAGGAGUACGGGCUGCUGCAGAGGCGGCUGGAGAACAUGGAGAACCUGCUGCGGAACAGGAACUUCUGGAUCCUGCGGCUGCCCCCGGGCAGCAAGGGGGAGGCCCCCAAGGAGUGGGGGAAGCUGGAUGAGUGGCAGAAGGAGCUGUACAAGCAUGUGAUGCGGGGCAACUAUGAGACGCUGGUCUCCCUGGACUACGCCAUCUCCAAGCCCGAGGUCCUCUCCCAGAUUGAACAGGGGAAGGAGCCGUGCAGCUGGCGUCGCCCUGGCCCGAAGGUUCCAGAUGUUCCAGUGGACCCGAGUCCAGGCUCAGGGCCCCCAGUUCCAGCCCCUGACCUCUUAAUGCAGAUCAAGCAGGAGGGCGAGCUCCAGCUCCAGGAGCAGCAGGCCCUGGGCGUGGAGGCCUGGGCAGCCGGGCAGCCAGACAUCGGGGAGGAGCCAUGGGGCCUCAGCCAGCUGGACUCCGGAGCAGGAGAUGUCUCUACUGAUGCUGCCUCUGGCAUCCACUCCAACUUUUCAACCACUAUCCCACCCACCUCCUGGCAGGCAGAUCUCCCUCCCCACCACCCCUCUUCCGCGUGCUCAGACGGGACACUGAAGCUCAGCACAGCCGCCUCCACGGAAGCAGAUGUAAAAAUAGUGAUAAAAACAGAAGUCCAGGAAGAGGAGGUGGUAGCCACACCAGUGCAUCCUACUGACCUAGAAGCCCACGGGACCCUGUUUGGACCUGGCCAAGCCACGAGGUUCUUCCCUAGUCCUGUCCAGGAGGGAGCCUGGGAGAGCCAAGGCAGCUCCUUCCCCAGCCAGGACCCUGUGCUGGGGCUGAGAGAGCCCGCCCGGCCCGAGCGCGACCUGGGCGAGCCCAGCCCUGCGGUGGCCCAAGAUGAGAAUCCCCCGGGGGACUGGCUCUUUGGGGGCGUCCGGUGGGGCUGGAAUUUCAGGUGUAAACCCCCCGUGAGCCUGAACCCGAGAACCGGGCCCGAGGGUCUGCCCUACUCGUCCUCCGACAGCGCAGAGGCCGUGCUGGACCCCGGUCAGGCUCCGAGACCCUUCAGCGACCCCUGUAAAUACCCGGGCCGGACCAAAGGCUUCGGCCACAAGCCGGGCCUGAAGAAGCACCCGGCGGCCCCGCCGGGGGGGCGGCCGUUCACCUGCGCCUCGUGCGGGAAGAGCUUCCAGCUGCAGGUCAGCCUGAGCGCGCACCAGCGCAGCUGCGGGCUGCCCGACGGGGCGCCGGGGGCGGCGGGCGGCGGCGGCGGUGGCGGCAGCAGCGGCGGCAGCGCGCGGGACGGCAGCGGCCUGCGGUGCGGCGAGUGCGGCCGCUGCUUCACGCGGCCCGCGCACCUCAUCCGGCACCGCAUGCUGCACACGGGCGAGCGGCCCUUCCCCUGCACCGAGUGCGAGAAGCGCUUCACCGAGCGCUCCAAGCUCAUCGACCACUACCGAACCCACACGGGCGUGCGGCCCUUCACCUGCACUGUGUGCGGCAAGAGCUUCAUCCGCAAGGACCACCUCCGCAAGCACCAGCGCAACCACGCGGCCGGGGCCAAGCCGCCCCGGGGCCAGCCCCUGCCGCCGCUGCCGGCCGGCCCCCCGGACCCCUUCAAGGCUCCCGCCUCCAAAGGACCCUUGGCCUCCACAGACCUCGUGACCGACUGGACUUGUGGCCUGAGUGUUCUGGGACCCACCGACGGCGGGGACCUGUGAGCCCCGCGGUCAGGGCCGCCCGGCCCCUUGACCCCUGCAGCCCCCCGUGUAAAAAGCCCCUUUUCCAGACGCCAGGGUGGUGGUAAAAGGUUAGAGGCAGGAACGGAGACAAGGGGAGAGCCAGACCUCCAAGUCGCUGAACUGAUCACUGGAAAAAGAGAAACUAUCAGACAAUACAGCUUCCACCUCUAAACCAAGUAGAAGUCUCUGUUUGUGAAACUGAACAGCAUAGGAUUUUAAGUAAUUUAAUUACGAGACUUUUUUUUUUUUUAAUUCUUGAAGAAAAAGCUGGAAAAUAGUAGUAGCACCAGUUCAAACUUUAUAGUGUACUUUUGGUUUCUGGAGUGUGUGUGUGUGUGUGUGCGUGUGCGCGCGUGUAUGUUGUGGGCUGUGUCCUUACCAGGUCUGUCAGGGAGUGUGCUAUGACGUUGGCCAGCUGGGGACACAGGUUUGGAGGGACCUGGGCCUCCCUGGCCCCACUGACCCCUAGGGAUGGGCUGGUCUGAGCACACGGUCCCCAGGAAGUUGAGACCUGGCUCUGCCCAGGGCCAGGCUGGGGAGGGAAGCCAGCUGGGCGCUAUGGAUGCCCGGCCUCACCUCGGCAGGGAGAAGGACCCAAGCGGGAGCAGCCCAUCCAUUCAGCUUGCCUCUUAUCUGAAAAGGCUCUCCGGAAGUGCUGGCCCUGCUACGAGCCAUCUGCCUCCCCCAUCGCCCUGUUACGUUACUCCUGGGCCUCAUAAAGGACAGUUGUCUGAAAACACUGUCAGGGCCGCGGAGGUGAGGCGGGGGCAGUGGAAGCCUCCACGUCAUCCCAGCAGAGCUGGGAGCAGAGCCCGGCCUGCCCGCCCCCACGGGGGCUACUUUCCGCUCCAGCGAGAUGCCUGUUUUCUUUAAUCUUUGUAUGGUGUCUUCUCAGUGUCCAAAUACUUUUGCACCGAAUGUUGUUUGAUCGUUACUGUGACCUAGUGAAGCACGCAGGACAAGUGUUCUUUCUCGUUAGAGAUGAGGAUGUAAGUUACUCAAAGGGGACAUGUCGCAGCCUCACACCACGUGUACACGGCGAGCACUGACAGUUGGAAAGAGCCUCAGGUCAGGCACGGCUCAUCCUCCUGGAACAUCAGUUUAGGGAGGAAAGCUUUUCGUUCUGCCCUCUUAAAAGAUUUGCCCCGCAUCUGCAUGGGCAAAGUCGCCAGGCCUCAAGCUUCAGCUAAUAAGCCUUGGCCUCCUUGGUAUGUGGGCUCCGUCCCCCAGAAGGGGCGGGGGCCACGGGGCUGGGUCAGGGAUAGGGCCGGCUUGUUGCUGGUCUGACAUCUUAAAGGUGGAAUCAGAAAUGGGUCCAGGUUUCUUGAUUCCACCACGAUGCUGUCCCUGCCACACAGGUACCCAUUCCCAUUCUGGUUCCUUGUCCCGCAGGGAACUUGUUUUCCCUGAGGCGGUGAAGACCACGGUUUCUGUUCAUUCAGCUCCCUUGUGCGUACUUUUAUUAGGCAAUAGAAUAGUUAAGGAAAUUGUUUCUAUGUACUGUAUAUUUUGUACCUGUUUACACUUCUAAUAUUGAUAUAACUGAUAUUUUGAAAAACAAAUGAAGAGGAAACAUCCUGUUAAAAUAAAACCUAACCAGCACAGAGGCGGUUUGGUGGGUUCCGUUCUUAGACCUGCAUCUUUGGUGCUGAUGCCUGUGAGCACAUCCCUGAGGGAGCUGUGUGGUCAGCUUUCUCAGCGCCCUCCUGCACAAGGUAGCCUCGGACCCAGGGAGGCGCCUCUUCCUGAGAGCUGGGAUGGUACAAUCCAGAGGUUUGACUCUGUGGAGAUAAAACAGAUACUUCGAGGGAAAAUAAAAACACAUCCAGUCA